UAAUAGUGCUUUAUAUUAUAAAAAAGUUGUUAUUUUGGGAAUGUAUAGAAUUGAUUGGGAUGACGAGAGUAAAACUAUAGUGAAUCCAACACUCAAAGAAAUUAUCGAAUGCCCCCAGGAACGAACUUGAAAGAAGAGUGCAGUGGUUCCUUUCGUGUGAUCUGUCGGACGAAAUCAAAUCAGGGCUUGUUCACAAACACACUCUUUCUCUUUAUUCUCAUAACCCCUUUUCUCAUCUAUCAUGAUCUUCGCAAGAUUUCCGGUUCCACUGUAUUAAUGGUUUGGUUUUUAGGUGUUUUCAACUACAAUUAAAGGUAGUUUGAUUUGUGAAGAUCAAGAUUUAAACAUUUAUGGCUUCUGAGGAGAGGAGCUCCCUCUCAGCUGGAGUAGAAUCUCAUCGGGCUCCAGUUCGUUCGGGGUGGAAAAAGGCCGUGCACCAAUUUAAACAGCAAAAUCUCCCAGCUUGUAAACCUGUUCUAACACCAGCAUGGGUCAUCACAACAUAUUUUCUGAUUGGUGUCCUAUUUAUUCCAAUUGGAUUCAUUUCCCUGCGUGCAUCAAUGGGUGUCGUAGAAAUCGUGGAUCGUUAUGAUACUGAAUGUGUGCCAAAUUCAUAUAAAAGUGACAAGGUGGCCUAUGUGAAAGAUAUGUCUGUCUCAAAGAAUUGUACUCGGUACUUGAAGGUCAAGAAGCGGAUGAAAGCUCCAAUUUAUGUCUAUUAUGAGCUUGAUAAUUAUUACCAGAACCAUCGAAGGUAUGUUAAAAGUCGUAAUGAACAACAGCUCUUGCAUGGACUGAGAUACAACAGCACAAGUUCUUGUAGACCUCUAGAGUUAAACAAGGGUCUUCCCAUAGUCCCUUGUGGGUUGGUGGCUUGGAGUUUGUUUAAUGACUCGUAUUCCUUUUCACGCGGGGCAGAAAAGUUAAAUGUUAAUAGGAAGAACAUCGCAUGGCAGAGUGACCGUGACCACAAGUUUGGGAAGAAAGUGCAUCCUUUUAAUUUUCAAAAUGGGACCUUGAUUGGUGGUGGAAAGUUGGAUUCAAGAAUUCCAUUAAGUGACCAAGAGGAUCUUAUAGUCUGGAUGCGAACUGCUGCUCUUCCUAGCUUCCGAAAGUUGUAUGGAAGAAUUGAAGAGGACUUGGAUGAAGAUGACGUCGUAAUUGUAAACCUGUUAAAUAAUUAUAACACUUACAGUUUUGGUGGGAAAAAAAAGAUAGUUCUCUCGACAUCAAGCUGGUUGGGUGGAAGGAAUAACUUCCUUGGGAUGACUUACAUACUAGUUGGUGCUUCGUCUAUGUUCAUAGCUCUCGUUUUCCUAUUGCUUCAUGUGAAAAGUUCAAGACUACCAGCAAUGUAAGAAGUAUGAAGUAUGUUGAGUGCCUCUUCUUUUCAAUGGAGGAUUCUCUUCCAGAGGAUAAACAGACUCGUCAUCUGGUCUUUAUAAGUAAAUAUUUGUAUAACAAGAGCGACACUUUCCCGUUGGUCUAACUAUUGCUGCUGUUUGAAGGCCAGUUCUGUAGUUGUUAAUUGAGUACAUGUCGAUCAAUGAUCGGUAUAGCAAUGUUAUAAUUGAGUACAUGACUGUAAAAAUUUAAUGCCGGGUAAGCUUAUGAUCACGACUGAGAUUGUUGCA
Messenger RNA from Daucus carota subsp. sativus, 1634 nucleotides. Its product is annotated as putative ALA-interacting subunit 2. Lineage: Eukaryota; Viridiplantae; Streptophyta; Magnoliopsida; Apiales; Apiaceae. Bases 351 to 1358 code for a protein of 335 amino acids. The transcript is spliced from 10 exons. Gene Ontology annotation, cellular component: endoplasmic reticulum; Golgi apparatus; plasma membrane. The record is from RefSeq and is a predicted model, not a curated record.